AUUAACUUUUGGGGCUCUAGGCCUAGAGCUGGGGUUCAUGGGAGCCAAGCUCCCGGAAAGGCCUUACAGUGGGUACCACCCAGGCAGGGGCAGCAGGGACUUCCUCCCGCCAGGCCGCCAUCCUGCCCACAGAGUAGUGACUAGGCACCAAUCAGAAAGAAGCCUGGCCCUGCUCCCUGAGCCAGAGGCAAGCAGGGGCCAGCAGCCCCAGAGCUCCAGGGCUCACUCACCCUGGCAGCCAUGGGGUCUGUGCCUCACCCCGGCUUCCUCAGCUGGCCGUGGCUCCCCCAGAUUGUUUCAUUUUCUCAGUAGCUCCAGGAACAGAACUAGGAGAAGUCGGAAACAAAACAGUUAGACACAAAGAAAAGCAGAAGUGGGCGCUCAGAGACUGACCGUCCCUGACGGCACUGAACCGUGGAGGGUCCAGCCGUGGCCUGGCUGCCGGUGACCCGUGUGUGGGAGAGAUGACCCAACUGGCCUCAGCUCUGUGGCGGCCCACACUGCUGCUGCUGCUUUUCUGGCUUCCAGACUGUGUCCCCCUGCAUGGCCCCAGCGAGGUGACAGGCACUGUGGGGGAGUCCCUGAGUGUGCGGUGUCAGUAUGAGGAGAAAUACAAGAGUAAUAACAAAUACUGGUGCAGAGGGUCACUGCUACUAUCAUGUAAAGAGAUUGUCAGGACCAGAGCCUCAAAAGAAGCUGGGAAUGGCCGAGUGUCCAUCAGGGACCAUCCAGCCAACCUCACCUUCACAGUGACCUUGGAGAACCUCACCCUGGAGGAUGCAGGCACCUACAAGUGUGCGGUGGAUAGACGGCUUUUUGAUGACUCCUUGGGGAUUCGUGCUUCCUUGGGGAUCGAUGACUCCUUCAAGGUUGUGGUAUCUGUGGUCCCAGGUAAGCACUCAGAACCAGCACCAAGGACACCUACAAUGCCCACCAGCCUGACUACCAGCCUGACUACCAGCCUGACCACUGAGUGUUCUACCCAAGGAUCCAUCAUGAAGGGUCACGAUGAGGAUCCUGAGUCCAAGGGCUUGAGCCUCUGGGUGCUGCUGAUCGUGUUAGCUCUUCUGCUGUUUCUGUUGGUGGGGACCUCUCUGCUGGCCUGGAGGAUGUUCCGGAAGCAUCAGAUCAAAGCUGAUAAACAUCCGGAGCUGUCCCAGAACCUCAGGCAGGCAAGGGAACUACUGCAGGAGGCUGCUGAGGAGAGUGAGUCCCAGUAUGUGAAUCUGCAGCUGCACACAUUGCCCCUGAGGGAAGAGCCGGCGCUACCAAGUCAGGUGGAGGUGGAAUACAGCACAGUGACGUUCCCCCAGAAAGAGCUUCACUAUACAUCCGUGGUAUUCGACUCACAGAGCCAGGAUUCUUCUGCCAAUGGGACUUCCCCUUGGUCGUCUCAAAACCAAGAAGCAGAGUAUAGCGAGGUCCGAAAGCCCAGGGAAGGCCUCGCUCACUCUCACCUGUGACUCCUUGGUCACCUGAUCCCCUCAGUGGUGACCACCAGGUUCCCGAGCUCCCUGCAGGCUGCUGCCAUCAAUGUCAUGAGCCUCGCUGGCUUCACUCAAGAUGAGCAGGAACCAAGGCUCUGUGGGGACAGAGGCUCGUCCCACUGGCUCUCUCCUCUAAGCCUGCAUUUUGUUCUGCCUCUGGGUGUGGAAGAUGUAGCGCUGCAUCCCUUGGUGCUUUGGGAAGUGACAUGGUUCAUAUAGAAUGGCACCGGUGUUGGCUUUGUAGUGUCUGCCCAGCAGGAACAUCCGUGAUUGCUGGGGGAUGUGGAGAACCAGCAAAGAACCAUGAGAACAUGAAGGAAGGGGAGUCAUGAAGGCGCUAAACAUCAGUUCCCCCAUCUCACAGAGAACUAAACCCAGCUCUGAGGAGAAGAGCCUGGCCCAUGGCUCCAAGGUCAGGGGCAAGCUCCUCUGGACUCUUAGCUAGAAGAUGAAAUAAAGUUUAAAAUAUCUUCUUAAA
Messenger RNA from Peromyscus maniculatus bairdii (prairie deer mouse), 1965 nucleotides. It is a transcript of the gene Cd300a, whose product is annotated as CD300a molecule. The record is from RefSeq and is a predicted model, not a curated record. NCBI's taxonomy places the organism in Eukaryota, Metazoa, Chordata, Mammalia, Rodentia, Cricetidae. Gene Ontology annotation, cellular component: plasma membrane. Gene Ontology annotation, molecular function: transmembrane signaling receptor activity.